AUUUACCACUACCAGUAGCCAGUAGUGCCGUGGUGCCUAAGCAGGAAGUCGGAAGAUACCUGUCAAAUUUCAAAAUUCCCUUUUAAAUGAGAAUCGCGAGAUUCCGCAAAAAUGAUUUUAGUAGUAUUUUUCAUAUAUUAGGCUAAAGUAAUGUAUGCCCCCAAAUACGUACAAGACAUUUUAACUUGUUUAAGCAAUAGUACUUACGCCGAGAACAGUCACCAUGGUGCAGUGCCAUCCACCUUUGGAAAUAGAAGAACUACCAAAAGAAGACGAAGAAAGACUAGAAAAGCUAUUUUCUAAAUUAGACACCGAUGGAAAUGGAAAAAUUGAUAUCCACGACCUGUCUGUUGCGCUUAAGGAGUUGGCCCCACACAUUAAUAGGAGUUACGCAGAGAAAUUUCUCGCCAAAACUGGAAAAGACCCUGGUGAUGUAACUCUAUCAGAAUUUAUACAUUAUGUGAGGGAGCAUGAAAAGAACUUGAAGCUGCAGUUCUCCCAUUUGGAUAAAAAUAAAGAUGGGAAAGUAGAUUUGGAAGAACUUAUAUCGGCAUUCGCAGACUUGGGAAUUGCAAUAGGCAGUAUUGAAGCAACAAAUUUAUUAAAAAGAAUGGAUCAAGAUGGGAGCCUGAACAUCAGUUAUGACGAGUGGCGGGACUACCUACUGCUGGCGCCAGCGACUGAUAUUCAUGCGCUCAUACAUUUUUGGCGGCACUCCACUUACCUUGACAUCGGCGAGGAUAUGAACGUGCCCGAUGACUUCACCCAGAGCGAAUUACAAACAGGGAAGUGGUGGAGGCAUCUGCUCGCCGGUGGCAUCGCCGGCGCCGUCAGUCGGACUUGUACGGCGCCGCUCGACAGACUUAAAGUAUUUUUACAGGUGAAUCCAACUAGAGAAAAUAUGACGAAAUGCUUAGCGAAAAUGAUAAACGAAGGAGGUAUUAGCGGUCUGUGGCGAGGUAACGGUAUAAAUGUAAUAAAAAUAGCGCCAGAAUCGGCGUUAAAGUUCGCCGCGUACGAGCAAGUCAAACGUCUAAUAAAAGGAGAGAAGAAUAAUCAACCGCUAGAGAUAUAUGAGAGGUUCGCGGCCGGUGCCACAGCCGGCGCGAUUAGUCAAACUGUGAUUUACCCACUAGAGGUGCUAAAGACAAGAUUAGCUUUAAGAAAAACUGGCCAAUAUAGCGGCAUCAUGGAUGCAGCGAGGAAGAUAUAUGCUAGAGAAGGACUGAAGUGUUUCUACAAAGGAUACAUUCCAAACAUCCUGGGGAUAGUGCCUUACGCCGGCAUCGAUCUCGCAGUGUACGAGACCCUGAAGAAGAAGUACAUCAACAAGUACCAGGCGCACAACGAGCAGCCGGGGGUGCUGCUACUGCUGGCGUGCGGCAGCACGUCGUGCACGCUGGGCCAAGUGUGCUCCUACCCGCUGGCAUUGGUGCGGACGAGGUUGCAAGCGCAAGAGAAAGCCGCGAAAGGCGCCGAGGGCACGAUGCGCGGCGCGUUUCGCGAGAUCGUCCAGCGCGAAGGGAUCCGCGGCCUGUACCGUGGGAUCACACCCAACUUCAUCAAAGUGAUCCCUGCCGUGUCCAUCUCGUACGUAGUCUACGAGUACGCGAGCCGCUCGCUCGGCGUCAACAUGACGUGAUGACGUCACGCCCCCCCUCCGCGGCCCAGCGCCGCCACAGCUCCACUCACUAACUCGACUGCGACCUGGCUCGAGGAAACAUCACAUUCUAAUCUAAGCAUAUGUAGGACACUUUGCAUUUUAAUGUAAAUAGCUCUCGUGUAUGUUAACUGUUAAGUUAAUUAAUUAUUUAUUUUAUUUGUUAAUAUUAUAUUCCAAUUUUGAAUUUCAGUAGCUCUGAAAGAAAUUGUUUUAAAUGUGUAGUAGGUAAAUUUUAAUUUUUUUUAACAGUUGAUACUUUUAAAUGAAAUUGAAACGGUGUGAAUGUGUAAUAUGACGUAAUAAUGCAUCUGUGAUGAGUAAUGUAAUUAAAAAAAAUAUAUUUUUUUUAUUUUC
Messenger RNA from Bicyclus anynana (squinting bush brown), 2017 nucleotides. RefSeq names its product calcium-binding mitochondrial carrier protein SCaMC-2 (gene SCaMC). Gene Ontology annotation, molecular function: ATP transmembrane transporter activity; calcium ion binding. Bases 224 to 1642 code for a protein of 472 amino acids. The transcript has 7 exons. Lineage: Eukaryota; Metazoa; Arthropoda; Insecta; Lepidoptera; Nymphalidae. The record is from RefSeq and is a predicted model, not a curated record. Gene Ontology annotation, biological process: transmembrane transport. Gene Ontology annotation, cellular component: mitochondrial inner membrane.